Messenger RNA from Chinchilla lanigera (long-tailed chinchilla), 1840 nucleotides. RefSeq names its product ribonuclease H1 (gene Rnaseh1). Gene Ontology annotation, molecular function: magnesium ion binding; nucleic acid binding; RNA-DNA hybrid ribonuclease activity. The transcript is spliced from 8 exons. The coding region runs from base 73 to 927 and encodes 284 amino acids. The record is from RefSeq and is a predicted model, not a curated record. NCBI's taxonomy places the organism in Eukaryota, Metazoa, Chordata, Mammalia, Rodentia, Chinchillidae. Gene Ontology annotation, biological process: DNA replication, removal of RNA primer.
UGUGGUGUCGGGCGCUUCCGGCUCCGCCCAGACAGGACCUUAAAAAUGCGGCGCCUUGCGUGGAAGUGAGCGAUGCGCUGGGUGCUGCCGCUGGCCCGCAGAGUCUGCUUGGGUGCUGUGUGCCGCGGCCACAGCUGCUGCAGGCUCGGGAUGUUCUACGCGGUGCGGAGGGGCCGUAGGACCGGGGUCUUCUCGACGUGGAACGAGUGCAGAGCACAGGUGGACCGGUUUCCUGCUGCCAGAUUUAAGAAGUUUGCCACUGAGGAUGAGGCCUGGGCCUUUGUCAGGAAGUCUUCAAGCCCAGAUGGCUCAGAAGGGCAGAAAAACGCAGAAGAAUCACAGGUGAAAGCCAGCAAGCGGCCCCGGGAGCCUCUAGAUGACAGUGAAGACGCAAGCACAGAGCCGAGUGUCAAGCUCGCAAGACAGAACACAGAGCCAGCCCUUCCCAUUAGCAAGGACACAUUUUCUUACAUGGGAGACUCUGUCGUUGUGUACACCGAUGGCUGCUGCUCUAGUAAUGGGCGGAGGAGGGCCAGAGCUGGAAUCGGCGUCUACUGGGGGCCAGGCCACCCUCUAAAUGUAGGCAUUAGACUUCCUGGGCGACAGACGAACCAGAGAGCGGAAAUCCAUGCAGCGUGCAAAGCUAUAGAACAAGCCAAGGCCCAGGAUAUCAGCAAGCUGGUGCUGUACACGGACAGCAUGUUCACCAUCAACGGGAUCACCAGCUGGGUGCCAGGCUGGAAGAAGAACGGGUGGAGGACGAGUGCGGGGAAAGAGGUGGUCAACAAGGAGGACUUCGUGCGGCUCGAGAGGCUCACGCAGGGCAUGGACAUCCAGUGGAUGCACAUUCCUGGCCAUUCGGGAUUCAUGGGCAACGAGGAGGCUGAUAGGCUGGCCAGAGAAGGCGCCAGGCAGUCUGAAGACUGAGCAAAGUCGCAGAGAACCCUUACCCACGAGCUGGGGCUGCAGUGACCUUUACUCCCAGCGUACACCAUAGACUCCUCUGGGCUGCUGCAGUAGACAGAUGGACACAGCUUCUGCCAAGACUGAGGCCACCCUGGCGUUCUGUGACAUGGCUGGACACAGAGACUUACAGGAAGCAGUGAACAAGUUGGAGAUUUGCAGAUUCUGUGAAGAGUCGGUUCUGUGCUUAUUAGGCUUGAUACUGUUCUCUUGUUUUAUUGCAAUCUGGCCUGAAAUGCUUGGGCUUUGAUUUAAAUAAGGACUCACUAAAAAUAAAACAUGGAGCCGGGUGUGGUGGCACACAUAUGUAAUCCCAGCACGCUGGGAGGCAGAGCCAGAAGGAUCACAAGUUUGAGCUCAGCCUGAGCACCUUAGCAAACCUUGUCCCCCAAAAAACCCCAUAUAAAUGAGAAAGUCAGGGAAGUAUCUCCAUGCAGAAGCCCUGGGUUUAACCCCUACUACUGCUGGGGAUGGUGGUGCACACCUAUGGUAUAAUUCCCGAAUGAGUCUGAGGCUAGCCUGAGCUAUAUAGUGAAGCUGUGUCAAAAAAACCCAAAAUAAAUACUAUGAAAAGACAGGCUGAUUUGGAGGCACUGUGAGAGUGAGUGCCUUUGCCUUCCCAGUUGCAGCACUAGGUGACCUGUUCGCUGGACUGAGGCUGCUGGACAGCAGGCAGUGAGGGGUCGGGGCACCCUGGCGCCGAUGUGGGAUGGUGACAACUGCUAAAGACCAAGGGACAUAAGUAAACCCAUCUAUAGUUUUUCUUUGGCUUUUUCUCUUUAUGUGUAAGCUUAAAACCAAUGUUGGACAUAAUGUAUUUUAAAAUGUUUUUGCAUAAAAUAAAAGCAAGGAGGAGAUAACACGUGCAGCUCAUGUA